GUCGUCGUAAUUCCAAGAUGGCGGCUCACAUGCGAAGGUUUUCAGUUUGUCGGCAAAGUUUGUGCUCAUAUCCUCGAGUAAAAAAAGCUUCUACAAAAAGAGCUGAUAAAAAUAUCGACAGAAUAAUUCGUGUAGACCAUGCAGGGGAGCUUGGAGCUGACCGUAUUUACGCAGGACAGUAUGCCGUACUCAAGAACACGAGUGUGGGUCCUGUCAUCAAGGAAAUGUGGGAUCAAGAAAAAGAACACUUAGAAAAAUUUGAGGAGCUUAUAUCAAGUAGAAGGGUUAGGCCAACGUUUUUAACACCAGCAUGGAAUGUCGCAGGCUUUCUACUUGGUGCUGGAACAGCAUUAUUAGGCAAAGAAGCAGCCAUGGCAUGUACAGUAGCAGUAGAAGAGGUCAUAGGUGAACAUUAUGAUAGUCAACUAAGAGAAUUAUUAAAAGAUGGUAUCAAAGAAGAACAUAAAGACCUAAUGCAGACUAUACAGGUAUUCAGAGAUAAUGAACUGGAGCAUUUAGACAAGGGUAYGGAGUAUGGUGCAGAACAGGCACCAAUGUACGGCAUAUUAAAGAAAACAAUUCAAACUGGCUGCAAUCUAGCAAUAUGGGUUGCCGAGAGAGUAUAACACUAAUUUACAGGUCUACAAGUGCUUACAAUCCACACAUAUCUGACUGGUAAACUAAUAAUAGUCUGUGUUAAAUUAUAAAUAAAUCUUAAUUUCUGUAAAGAAAUUUGUUUUAUCAUUAUGUGGAGGUUAAGGUGUGGGCCACAUAAAGUUGAUGACAAGGGUGCUGCGUUGAGUUUUGUUAGAAAACCAACAUUGCACCAAUCGCAAGGGAUGGUUGCGAUAUCAGAUUUUUAAGUGAAAUUCUGUGGAAUUUCCAAGUCAGACAAUGAAUUAUACUUAUACUUAUACCUGGCAAAAAUAUUGAAAAUAGACUUAUUUACAUGGU
Actinia tenebrosa (Australian red waratah sea anemone) is the source of this 954-nucleotide messenger RNA. RefSeq names its product NADPH-dependent 3-demethoxyubiquinone 3-hydroxylase, mitochondrial. Gene Ontology annotation, cellular component: mitochondrial inner membrane. Gene Ontology annotation, biological process: ubiquinone biosynthetic process. Lineage: Eukaryota; Metazoa; Cnidaria; Anthozoa; Actiniaria; Actiniidae. Gene Ontology annotation, molecular function: 3-demethoxyubiquinol 3-hydroxylase activity. The record is from RefSeq and is a predicted model, not a curated record.